GCCCCAGGGUGCCUUGCUACGUAAUCGUAAUCGAGGCACGAGCACAGCCAGCAGCCAGCAGCCAGCAGCCAGCAGCCAGCAACCAAGCACAAGCCCAGGCACGAGCACAUCAGCAACUUGGGUCGCUCUUGGUUACCCUAUUCAACUUGCUCCCCAGUUACCGCCUUGAAACCCUACUAUUCAAAGAUCCCGUCUCUCCCAUCCAUCUCUCGUCCUUCUUUCUUCCUUCCUCUUUCCAUUCCAUCUUCCAUCUCUUUAUUCUUCGUCACCACAUCCGCCUCUUUUGGAAAUCAUCAUAUGAAAUAGAAUAAAAGCACAACAACACUACCGCUGCUACUCUGCAUUGCACUUCAUCAUGAAGCUUCUCGCAUCAACCGUCCUUGUGGGCGCUGCUGCGGCAUCCAUCACGCCCCAACAGCAGGUUCUCCAGAACCCAUUCAAAUCAGCAACAAAGCCGGUCUCGGAUGCCUGGUCUAAAUCAAUGGAAUCUUUGGGUCACCUCACUGGUUCCAUGAAGGGCAUGACUGCCGAAGCCAAAGCUAUCUGGGAUGAAGUUUCCAUGCUUUUCCCGGAAGCGAUGGAAAAAGCUGCCUUCUUCUCGGAACCAAAACCUCAUACAAGAAAACCAGAUUCUACUUGGGAUUACAUUGUCAAAGGCGCAGACAUUCAAAGCGUUUGGGUCGAGAACUCAAAGGGAGAGAAGGAGCGUGAGAUUGAUGGAAAGCUUGAGCAAUAUAACUUGAGAGCUAAGAAGGUUGACCCUAGUAAGCUCGGCGUUGAUACCGUCAAGCAAUACAGUGGUUAUUUGGAUGAUGAGGAGGAUGAUAAGCAUCUUUUCUAUUGGUUCUUUGAAUCUAGAAAUGACCCUAAGAACGAUCCAGUCGUUCUUUGGUUGAACGGAGGGCCAGGAUGCUCUUCUUUGACCGGCCUCUUCCUCGAACUUGGCCCUUCCUCAAUCGACAAGAACCUCAAACUACACAACAACCCAUACUCAUGGAACGCUAAUGCUUCCGUCAUCUUCCUUGACCAACCGGUCAAUGUUGGAUACUCAUACAGUGGUUCAUCUGUUAGCAACACAGUUGCUGCAGGCAAGGAUGUUUAUGCUCUUCUCACCUUGUUCUUCAAACAAUUCCCCGAAUACGCCAAGCAAGAUUUCCACAUUGCUGGUGAAUCCUAUGCUGGCCAUUACAUUCCAGUUUUCACCAGUGAGAUCUUGUCUCACAAGAAACGCAACAUCAACCUCAAGUCCGUUCUUAUCGGUAACGGUUUGACCGAUGGACUUACACAAUACGAACACUACAGACCAAUGGCUUGUGGAGAUGGUGGAUGGCCAGCCGUUCUCGGUGCCAGUGAAUGUCAAGCUAUGGAUAACGCUCUUCCACGUUGCCAAAGUUUGAUCCAAAACUGCUACGACAGCGAGAGUGUUUGGUCUUGCGUUCCAGCAAGCAUUUACUGCAACAAUGCCAUGAUGGGACCUUACCAACGAACUGGACAGAAUGUUUAUGAUGUCCGUGGUAAAUGUGAAGACACCAGCAACUUGUGCUACUCUGCCCUUGGCUGGAUUAGCGAGUUCUUGAACAAGGCCGAUGUGCAAAAGGAACUCGGUGUUGAAGUCAGCAGUUACGACAGCUGCAACUUCGAUAUCAACCGAAACUUCCUCUUCCAAGGUGACUGGAUGAAGCCUUUCCACCGUUUGGUACCAGGUAUCCUCGAGCAAAUCCCAGUCUUGAUCUAUGCUGGUGAUGCUGAUUUCAUCUGCAACUGGCUCGGAAACCAAGCAUGGACUGAUGCUCUUGAAUGGCCUGGCAAGAAGGAUUUCAAUGCCGCCAAGACCAAGGAUCUCCAAUUGGAGAGUGGACACAAGACUGGUACCUUCAAGAGCAGUGGUAACUUCACAUUCGCUCGUAUCUUUGGUGCUGGACACAUGGUCCCAAUGGACCAACCUGAGGCUUCGUUAGAUUUCCUCAACAAAUGGUUGAAUGACUAUACUCUCUAGAUCUAUAGAUAUUGGCUAUCUUAGAUUAGAAUAUGCAUGGAUGAGGAAUGAAGGAAGCAAAUUGUAUUUAUUGCGAUGAGGAUGGGCAUGGCAUGGAUGGGAAUCGGACACUUUCUUUCGAUUGUACUACAGUAACGGAAUAACAUGGAUACAUUAAUCUAACAUAUUAAACAAAUGAACUUGGAAACUUUUACUCGCUCA
Botrytis cinerea B05.10 is the source of this 2197-nucleotide messenger RNA. It is a transcript of the gene Bccp4, whose product is annotated as Bccp4. Gene Ontology annotation, biological process: proteolysis. Bases 356 to 1996 code for a protein of 546 amino acids. Lineage: Eukaryota; Fungi; Ascomycota; Leotiomycetes; Helotiales; Sclerotiniaceae. Gene Ontology annotation, molecular function: serine-type carboxypeptidase activity. Gene Ontology annotation, cellular component: fungal-type vacuole. The record is from RefSeq and is a predicted model, not a curated record. The transcript has 3 exons.